CAGCGGGUGGAGACUGGAUCCCCGGUCUGUCCUGGUGCUGGUAGCCGGUUCAGAGUGCGUGAGGGGCGGACAGUGCAGCAUGUUGCGUACCGCUCUGGCUAGCCUGUUGGGAGCUGUACUCCUGCUUGGGAUAUGUUCGGCGGAGACCAAGGAGGCGGUGCGGCCCGAGAAGCUCCUGGUCAUCACCGUCGCCACGGAAAAUACGGAAGGAUACCAGCGAUUCCUGCGCACGGCCAAGCAUUUCAACUACACAGUCCGGACUCUGGGGUUGGGGCAGGAAUGGAAGGGCGGUGAUGUGGCGCGCACGGUCGGCGGAGGGCAGAAGGUGCGAUGGUUAAAAGAAGAGCUGGAGAAAUACCGGGAGGAGGAGGACCUGGUUAUCAUGUUUGUGGACAGCUAUGAUGUGGUUCUAGCAGGCAGUCCCAUCGAGCUCCUCUGGAAGUUCCAUCAGUUUGACCACCGGGUGGUCUUCUCCGCAGAGGGCUUCUGCUGGCCGGACUGGUCGCUGGCCGAGAAGUAUCCUGUCGUCAACAAUGGCAAACGCUUCCUGAACUCUGGAGGGUUUAUCGGCUACGCUCCCCAACUCUACCGGAUGGCGCAGCUCUGGAAGUACAAGGAUAACGACGACGACCAACUGUUUUACACCAAGGUCUACCUGGACACGUCCCUGCGGGAGAAGUUCAGCAUGACUCUGGACCACAAAUCCAAGAUAUUCCAGAACCUUAACGGAGCCAUCGAUGAAGUUGUCCUGAAGUUUGAAAGUAACAAAGUGCGUGCGCGGAACGUGGCUUACGACUCCAUCCCUGUAGUUAUUCACGGAAACGGCCCCACAAAGCUCCAUCUGAAUUAUCUGGCAAAUUACGUCCCAAACGCCUGGACCCACGAAGGCGGCUGUGAGAUCUGUGACGGUGACCUCCUCGACCUGUCCGGCCUGGAGGAUGAUGAUUUGCCGCGUGUGCUGCUGGCCGUGUUCAUCGAGCAGCCGACCCCGUUCCUCCCCGAGUUCCUGGAGAGAUUGGUGACGUUGGAUUACCCCCGAAAUCGCCUGUCCCUCUUCAUCCAUAACAGCGAAGUUUAUCACGAGAAGCACAUCCAGGCUUUCUGGGAGAAGCACCGCCAGGAGUUCCUGAGUGUGAAGAUGGUGGGACCGGAGGAGGCUCUGUCCCAGGGCGAGGCCAGAGACAUGGGCAUGGAUCUCUGCCGGCAGGAUGAGACAUGCGACUACUACUUCAGCUUGGAUGCAGAUGUUGUUGUAACAAAUCCUGAUCUUUUGUAUAUACUGAUACAGGAGAACAAGAAGGUCAUCGCCCCCAUGGUGUCUCGCAGCGGAAAACUCUGGUCCAACUUCUGGGGAGCUCUGAGCCCCGAGGGAUAUUACGCUCGAUCCGAGGACUAUGUGGAUAUAGUGCAGGCCAAGAGAGUGGGUGUGUGGAACGUCCCGUAUAUCGCUCACUCGUAUCUAAUCAAGGGGGAAACCCUCCGCAAGGAGCUCUCCCAACGAAGCGUCUUCACCUCCUCCCAGACCGACCCCGACAUGGCUUUCUGUAAAAACGUGCGAGAACAGAACGUCUUCCUGCACAUCAGUAAUCGGGAUGAGUUCGGGCGUCUGAUUUCCACGUCCAGAUACAACACGUCCCACCUUCACAGCGACCUGUGGCAGAUCUUCGAGAACCCGGUGGACUGGAAGGAGAAAUAUAUCCACGAGAAUUACUCCAAGAUCUUUGAAGAGGAUUAUUAUGAGCAGCCCUGCCCCGACGUUUACUGGUUCCCCAUCUUUAAGGACGUGAUGUGCGAUGAGUUUGUAGAAGAGAUGGAGAAUUUUGGCCAGUGGUCCGGGGGCAAAAACCAGGACCAGCGCCUCGCCGGCGGCUACGAGAACGUGCCAACCGUGGACAUUCACAUGACGCAGGUCGGCUACCAGGAGGAGUGGCUGAAGUUCUUGCAGGAAUAUAUUGCGCCCGUUACCGAGAAACUCUUCCCGGGAUAUUACACCAAGGCCAAGGCGCUUCUGAACUUCAUUGUCCGAUACAGACCCGACGAGCAGCCGUCUCUCCGUCCUCACCACGACGCCUCCACUUUCACUAUCAACGUCGCGCUCAACCAUAAAGGCGUUGACUUCCAGGGAGGUGGUUGCCGCUUCAUCCGCUACAACUGCCAAGUGGAAGCUCCUCGCAAAGGCUGGUCCUUCAUUCACCCGGGUCGGCUCACCCAUUACCACGAAGGGCUUCCCACCACCAGCGGGACCCGCUACAUCAUGGUCUCCUUUGUAGAUCCCUGACCGCACCCUCGCUUUCCACGCUCUCCUCCCCGGACCGGUCAGACGCCGCCAGGUGGAGAACAUUCUCAUCUGCCCCAACUG
Messenger RNA from Spea bombifrons (plains spadefoot toad), 2359 nucleotides. RefSeq names its product procollagen-lysine,2-oxoglutarate 5-dioxygenase 3 (gene PLOD3). Bases 80 to 2278 code for a protein of 732 amino acids. The record is from RefSeq and is a predicted model, not a curated record. Gene Ontology annotation, cellular component: endoplasmic reticulum. Lineage: Eukaryota; Metazoa; Chordata; Amphibia; Anura; Pelobatidae. The transcript has 19 exons. Gene Ontology annotation, biological process: peptidyl-lysine hydroxylation. Gene Ontology annotation, molecular function: L-ascorbic acid binding; procollagen-lysine 5-dioxygenase activity; iron ion binding.